UAUUCCACAUCUCACACACACACACACACCGACACACACACAGACACACACACCGAGCUCCGCGCUCCGGCCGCCCGCACUUUGUUUCUGUUCCUCCGCGGAGUGUCACCGUGUCUCCGGCGGAUACCUGCGCGCACGGAGGGCGGCCCGCACUGGGAGGGGUCCGAGGAAGGAGCGACAGAAAGUUCCACACGGUCCUGACCGGAGAGGGGCUCCGCACGCAGCGGACACCGAGGCAGCGACGAGCCGCAACUUGGCCGAACCCGGGCGGCGUCACUCCGAACUGAGCUCGAAGUUUCCCCGCGGCCGAUCGGAGAAGGAAAUAACCUGGAGCUUCACCGCUGUUGUGGAUUUUAACGUCCACCUUGGGUCCCGUGCAGAAGAAUGGCGAGAGGCUACGCAGCGCGCCGCCCGGUGUCCCCGGUGAGGAGCACUUGGCUGGCGGCGGCGGCAGCGGCGGUGGUCCUCCUCGUGGCUGAAGGUAUCAGCGCUCAGAAAGUGCGAGUGGAGGAGGAGCUGGAGGCGUAUCCCACGGAGUCGGUCGACCUGCAUUGCCAAUUCAUCGACGGAGCGGGACGGACCAAGCUCACACAGGUGUCUUGGAUAUGGGAACCCUCCGAGGGCCAGAGGGACAACAUUGCUGUUUACCACCCGAGCUACGGACAGAGUUUCCCCAACUUGGCUUUCAAAGAACGGGUCGUGUUCCUGAACAACAGCCUGGAGAACCCGUCCAUCAGGAUCUCUCACCUGAGGAUGUCCGAUGCCGGUCGGUACACCUGCGAGUACGCCACCUAUCCCUCUGGAAACGAGCAAGGCACGACCACCCUCAUCAUGCUCGCCAAGCCUAAGAACUCAGCCAAGGUGGUGACAGUCCAGGCCGGCACCAAAUCGGUGGUGGUAGCCCAGUGCGAGGCGGCGGAUGGCAAACCGGCAGCGACCAUCAAGUGGCUGGCGUCGGUCGGAGGCAACCACUCGACCAGCACCACAAAUGGCCCCGACGGGACGGUGACGGUACGCAGCGAAUAUCGCCUGGUUCCCACGCCGACGGAUAACGGCAGAGAGGUGACCUGCAUGGUGGAGCAGAGGACGCAGGAGCGGCCGUGGGUCUACCCUCUUAAACUCUCCGUGGAGUACCCGCCCUCCGUGUCCAUAGAGGGUUACGACAACAACUGGUACGUUGGCCGCUCGGACGCCGUGCUCCAAUGUCUGGCCAGCGGGAACCCAGCGCCCACCACCGUGACCUGGACCGCGGCGUCCGGUUCUCUGCCCGACACGGUGGUGGUGGAAGGAAACAAGCUCCUGGUGCGGAAGGUGGACGACGCCGUCAACACCACCUUCAUCUGCGAGGUCAAGAACAAGCACGGGGCCAGCAGGCACCAGAUCACCACCAUCGUCAUCGAAGCCCUGGAGGAUCCGCUCAGUGCCGGCGUCGUGGCGGGCGCCGUGAUCGGCUCCCUCCUGGCCCUGCUGUUGGUUGUCACGCUCAUUGCCGUUCUCCUGAGCCGCAGCCGCCGACAGCAGAGGCGCGGCUAUCCCAGCAGCGGCGACUCCAUAGCGACGGGCAGCGGGGGCAGCAACGGCGGAGACUAUGGCAACAAAGCUCGGCUGCUUUUCAGCGGCACCGGCAGCAACAGCGGCAAGAACGGGACUGGAGCGAACAACAACGGGCCCAUCUACACGUAUCGGGAAGGCUGCGACGCCACGGGUACUCUGACGGAAAAGGCCAACGACUUCCACCAUCACCAUCUCCACCACUCGUCCACCAGCAAGCCCCCGUCUGCCCAUGACAUCCUCCUCAGUGGCGACAUGGGUGAAGCCGAGAGGAGGAAGUUCGACCUGGACGACAGCAUGGAGGAGGAAGAGGAGCAGUAUGAUAGGUUCGGAGGCGUCGGGGGAGGCGGGAACAUGCUUCCCCCGGCCUAUCACAUGCGCAGAGGCCAUGGCGGUGAGGAGGAAAUGGACGUGUACCUCGACGACGACAUGGAGUCUCAAAGAGAUGGCUCUGUCAUUUCCCGGACUGCCAUUUAUGUCUGAGGUCGCAGGGCAGGAAAGAUGAGGGGCUGAGAAUAGGGAACGGAGAUGUGGUGGAGGAAGUGGGGGAGUCCGAGCCUGCCCCCUUAAUAAAUCAACAUGGCCUCCAUCAGCUAUAAACACCGACCUGCUUCACAUUCAACCCGAUUAAAGAGACGCCAUCAAUUAUAUCCUCUCUGCUUGACUGUGUCAUUUUACAAAAAGAGGAUUGAAAGAAACGUGAUAAAUUCAGAAUGAAGUUGUUGUGAAGCGGAUGAAAGGGAAACCUGUGGUGGCAGAGGUGCACUGUGGGUAAUCAUGUGUGUAACUGCAUCAUGGAGACGGAUUUUUUUCAGUGUCGGCCGAAUGUGGCAAAAAAAAAAAAGCCACAGAAACUCUGGACGCGAUGCUAACUGCUUCGUUCUUGUUCCUUCAGCUUUGCUAGUGUGUUGACGUGCUGAGUGUUUGUAUUUUCUACGAUAAAAACGUAAUCUGCAAAGCCGCAAACAGCAUAACCACAAAACCGCAGCUACUCGAGGAUUGCCUUCCUGUUUCAAAAUAAAACUCCUUCAUCUACACGUGGAAAAAGGCUUCUGUGGACGUCGGCCGCUCCGCUGCAGACUCUGGUUCUUCACCUGAACCGUUUUUAAAACUUGAAAAAGUCCAACGUUGUCCUGGCAACAACGAGGGCGUUUCCGCUCACCCCAGCGACGGCUGUGUGGAGGCGCUCAGUGACUCGGGGCUUCCUGCCCCACCCUCUGACACCGCCGGGUUUCCUGGUGGGUGCAGCCGAAGCGAGGCCACUUACCAGAAGUGACAUAACAGACUGAGCAGCGUGUGCUAAUGUGCGGCUGGCUGUGGUGUUAAUGAUGUGCAUCAUCUGUAUAUCGGGUGCCGUGUCACUAUAGCACAAUUGUUGUUGUUAUCGUCGGUGUAGAUGUUGUCGUUGUUCUCGUUGUGUAAUAGUGUUGAUCUCGAAAGAAAAGAUGCACCGGGAGCCUUGGGGGUUUCACACAGUUCCACGUUGGGUCGGUAAUGACUCAUUUAAUGGGUAAAAACAGAUUUUUCUUUGUUUGCAACUCUCUCCUCUUUCCGUCUCUACUUUUCCUCCUCUUUUAUCUCCAUGUUCUCUGCCUUUCUGUCUCCGUCUGUCUCAUGUCUUUCUGCUCCACAUGCAUCCCACACCGUUUGUUUUCCUAAGCCGUGUCCCACACACAUUACACUCCUCUCUUAUUCUGUGUUUUUCUUUAUUUACAUAACGGGCAGCUUAGAUGAGAGCCGUAAUGACUGUGUGCAGGGAGAAGGGGAUAACUCGUUUUUAUAGUCCUAUCUGGGUCGCAUUCAACCAGGCAAAAUAUUCACCGGCUUUGUUGGAGGCUGCUGCGUUUCAUUUAUUCAUUUUCCAUGUUCCGCAGAAUGUUCCUAGGAUAUGAACCGGAUUAUUCCAUGUUCUGUAUUCUGAUUGGACGGGAAGACACGGUCCAAGACACAUUUCAAGAGAGGAUGUGAACGCAGGUUAAAUGAAAUCCCAAACUCCCAGAUCUGUGUUUCUUGUACGUGGCGAAGCUGCAGCUAAACACAAAGGUUAAAAAUAGUGAGACAGGAGGAGACUCUUUGUCUUUAAUGAGACAUUAAACAUUGAGAUAACGGUGAAUUGUUCACGGAAGAUGCAGAACUGCUUUUUAAAAGUUGCAGCUUUUUAUUCUUGUGAUUUGGAGACUGCACUUAUUACAUUUCUUGUCCGAAUGGAUCAUUUUCCAACACUUCUGCUAAUCCAUAACUGAGACGUAGCUCUCAUGUGUCUGGACACAUUUGCCUUAUUGGUUUCCAGGUUUUUCCGACUCAUCUGUUUUGUUUUUUUUCAGGGCACCAAAUGGGCAGUUGUCUUAAUUAACUGUUGUAUUAUAUGACUUAGUUCUGUUGGACGUGAGGUGACACGAUAAGGCUGAAGGUCGGGUGUAAAGUAAAAAGAACAAACGGACGGUUUUGGAGCGAUGGGAACAAACUAGCCUCAUCCUCUGCUUUUCAGUCUCAUGCUCAACACACCACAUUUACUUAUACCCCAUUUACACCUGGUUUUAAAAUGGAUUCCAGGUUAUUUGAAGGCGGUUGAAUCCAGCUUGUCCAAAAGUAAAGUACAGGUGUAAAUGCACCCAGGCUGCAUUGAGGACGUACUGGGCUCUGAUUGGUCCGACCACCUCAGGAGGAUGUUGUGACGUGUAGAGUGUAAAUGCAGAUGUGUUCGAAACAGACGGACGGAAACCGUAACCGAGUGCCACUGCUCCACAACCUGCAGUUCUCACCUGAGUCCUCAACUAUGGACGUUACUCAAGACACUCGGAGUGAAGACGAGACGCUUUUUUCGGACCCACGCAAACGAGCGGAGGUGACGUGAGCGGAGGGAUCAGAUCUCAACGUCGAUAAUCAGGUUGAAUUUAUAUCCAGAUGUUGAAGCUGGAUACCAGACAUGUUUUUAAUUCCAGGUGUAACCGGGCGUCUCUGUUGCUUUAGAAGUGCAGUGUGAUUGUGUGAUUGUGUGUUGGUGGCUCGAGUCAUUUUGCAGUCAAGGAUACUGUGAGUAAAAUCAAAACUAAAACUGUGUGGUAUUAAAGGUUUUGUAUAAUCUUUGUCAUUAUCAUUAUCAUAUCAACACAGGUAAUAUUCACGGGGGAAGGAUCUGAAAAGGGAAUUAUGAUUUUUAAUGGUUCACCAAAAAUUAUUGUUCUAAGUCUCGUAUCCUUUUAUCUGGUCUUUUUUAAAUAAAUUUAAGAACAUGUUGUGAUGAUAAUUGAGACAUUUUUAACUAAACUAAACUGUCCAUGAACUGAAAGCUGAGAUAUUUGAAGCUGAGAUGUUUUCUCGUGUUAAAGCAACACAGUGUAAUGGUUACCGAGCAACAGCGCCCCCUGCAGCCACACGUGGCGAUUCAUUCUAAUUUGCUCCGCGUCCGAGCGAUAAAGUGGUUUUAACGUAAAGAGAAAAAACGAAGUCGUUCAAUGUUUAUACAGUGUGGUUCCACUCACUGAACUGAAACACAACUGGAUAUUACCCAUGAUCCUCGGCUUCCUGAACCAGAAGAGCUGCGGCUGUAACAAAUCCACCAAACUGUUCAGAACUCUUCAUGUUUCAACAGUUUCCUGCUGAAUAUUGGAGAUAAACUCUGGUUUUUAAUGACUUUUUAAAAAAAAAUUAUUAAAUUAAAUAUUACAAAGAAAUCUGAUAGAAAAUGUUUCCCUAGAAAAUGUAAUUCAAGGAAUGUUAUUCAAACUGAAUCUUCAAACUCAUUCUAUUCAAGCUGCUGUUUUACGGUAAAGAAGUUCCGCGCGGUGUUGCUUUAACCACGCCCCCUUUUCAGAUCCACGCCCCCGUGACGGCGCAGGUCCCUCAUUGUUGAUCGUUGUCGAGCUUUGUGCGAUCUGUUCGUCUGUAAAUGAGACAUCUGCUGCAUUUCAGUGGAGCCAUGUCGUCACGUGUCACGGUGUAUUUGGACGUGUUGCCAGUUCAUCUCCCAGUAACGGAGAAACAGCCAGACUGGGACUUCACAUGCGUUAGAAGCUGUUAAUUGUAUCACUGCAGUACAGUUUGAAGUGUCUCUUCAGAUCCCGAGGGUGCACGCGUGCGUCAAGAUACACAAAUCUAUCAACGUGUGUGGUCUUUACAUUUUAAAACAUCCAUUUUUAAAGCUGCUUAUCGUAAUUAUAGUUUUAUCUCAAAUGAGAAGUAUAACUGAUUCUAGUUAGACUUUCUAAUGUUCUAUAAAUAAAAAUCCCUGAGACAUAAGGCUCCAGCACACAUGGGAACACUACACUACAGUGCAGUGUCUAUUUGGCCGGUCUGCCUCAACACGUCUUUCCUCCAGGGGUUCCUCACGCCGCUCAUUCGCUCGACUGUGAUCACAACGCCGGCGCCUAAUUAGCUCCAGAGUCUCGUAGCGUGCGUGCACCCUCGGUGAGGAAACUCAUCGUCAGUCAUAACUUUUGUUUUUGCACAACCCAUUUUCAAUAAAAAAAUAAACUUUCUGAAACAGUU
Molecule: messenger RNA, 6039 nt
Organism: Hippoglossus stenolepis (Pacific halibut)
Lineage: Eukaryota; Metazoa; Chordata; Actinopteri; Pleuronectiformes; Pleuronectidae
Gene: pvrl2l
Product: PVR cell adhesion molecule related 2 like
Exons: 7
Coding region: 385-2034 (549 amino acids)
Source: RefSeq, a predicted model, not a curated record